Molecule: messenger RNA, 1459 nt
Organism: Gordionus sp. m RMFG-2023
Lineage: Eukaryota; Metazoa; Nematomorpha; Gordioida; Chordodea; Parachordodidae
Product: fumarylacetoacetase-like
Exons: 10
Coding region: 1-1281 (426 amino acids)
Biological process (GO): L-tyrosine catabolic process; homogentisate catabolic process; L-phenylalanine catabolic process
Molecular function (GO): fumarylacetoacetase activity
Source: RefSeq, a predicted model, not a curated record
AUGAAGUCAUUUAUUAAUUAUUCCAAAGAUACUGAUUUCCCCAUUGAAAAUCUUCCUUACGGCAUAUUUUCAACGAAAGAUGAUCCAAAACAUAGGAUUGGAGUUGCCAUAGGUGAUUUUGUUUUAGAUCUUUCCAAAAUAAGUCAUUUAUUUAAUGGACCAUUGCUCAAGGAUAAACAAGAUGCAUUCAAACAAUCUGUUUUAAACUCAUUCAUGGAAUUAAAUCAUGAAGCCUGGACUGAAGCUAGAAAAUUAUUGCAGCAUAUAUUGUCUGCCAAGACGAAUCCUGCCGAUAUGGAAAUAGAGAAUUUUAUAAAAGAAAAGGCCUUAACCAAAAUUUCAGAAUGCCAAAUGCACCUUCCUGCAAGGAUAGGUGAUUAUACCGAUUUUUACUGCUCGAGAGGUCAUGCAAAUAACAUGGGAAAACUCUUUCGAGGCAAGGAUAAUGAACUUCCACCUAAUUGGCUACAUUUACCGGUGGGUUAUCACGGGCGAGCUUCCUCGGUUAUCGUUAGCUCCACACCCGUUACCCGACCCAAUGGUCAGACUCAACCUGCUAAUGAUAAACCCCCGAUCUUCGGCCCCAGCUCCAAACUGGAUAUCGAAUUGGAGAUGGCCUUAUUUGUCGGGGGGCCCGAGAAUCCUCUAGGAAAACCGAUUCCCAUAUCCGAAGCCCAUAAACGGAUAUUCGGACUCGUGCUCAUGAAUGAUUGGAGUGCCAGGGACAUCCAAAAGUGGGAAUAUUUUCCACUGGGCCCAUUCCUGGGAAAAUCUUUCGGCACAUCCAUUUCUCCUUGGAUCAUCACUAUAGACGCCUUGAGGCCCUUCAUAGUGCCCAACGUUGUGCAGGAUCCCGAAGCUAUGCCGUACUUGAGACACGCCGACGCUUUCAAUUUUAACGUUGAUCUGGAAAUCCUAUACAAAACACCCAAAAUGGAGAAGCCGGAACUGCUGUCUACUCCUAACAUGUCAAAGCAUUUAUAUUGGAACAUCAAACAGAUGUUAACGCAUCAUGCCAGCAACGGAUGUAAUUUGAGAGCCGGGGAUCUUAUGGGAACCGGGACCAUUAGCGGAAAUGAUCCUAAGGAAUUCGGUUCAUUGGUGGAGUUAAGCUGGAACGGCACUCGUCCCAUAGACCUCAAAACCAAAGAUGGCGCCGACAGUAGGUGUUUUCUGCAGGACGGUGACGAAAUCAUAUUGCGAGGCCAUUGUCACAACGAGGAAUAUAGAAUCGGGUUCGGGGAAUGUGCCGGAAAAAUAUUGCCAGCCCCACCCCAAUAAAUAAUUCUUCCAAAAAUUCAAAUCCUACUGCAUUUAAAUAUAAUUUAGUAGUGAUUUUAUUAUUAAAAUUAAGGAUUUUAUUUUAUACCAAAUUAUUUCUUUAUUAUAUCUUAUUUUCAAAAUAAAUAACCUAUGGUUAAAAUAUUACGACAAAAGAAAUAAAUAAAUAAAACCAUAU